Messenger RNA from Gasterosteus aculeatus aculeatus (three-spined stickleback), 6256 nucleotides. It is a transcript of the gene qser1, whose product is annotated as glutamine and serine rich 1. Lineage: Eukaryota; Metazoa; Chordata; Actinopteri; Perciformes; Gasterosteidae. The record is from RefSeq and is a predicted model, not a curated record.
GCAAGGCUUGCACGACUCCCCGUGACGGGAGACCGACAAAAAAACAUCCGAAUCCCCCCAGAAGACUCGGGAAAAAAGGUACAUUCUUCUCCGGGACACUUUACGAGUUCACGGACCGUGCAGCGCUCCGACGGGGCACCGCCUGCCCGCCCGCUCGCUGGGUCGGACCCCGGGGGGCUGCUACGAUGCGUGUCCGCUGCUCCACGAAGCUCCGCCGGGGAAGUGAAUCUCUCACCGGAUGAUGGACACGAACUACCCGACCUCCAGCUUCGCGGACGCGCUGGCUCCACCAGCACAGACCGUAGCUUCUUGGGCCUAUGACCGCAGCACGGCCACUGCCAAGCCGAGUUCCAGUUAUGGCGCGGCGCACCUUGAUGCAGAGCUCCUCCAGAGGCAAAGCUACGCUGAUAACCACCAGCUUCCCACCUACACCACGUCGCACCUGCCUGCGACCGCAGGAACACUUGACUCGAGCAGUAAUUCUUCUGAGACCUCAAUCAUGAGCUUCCUGUCAGCCAUGGAGCCGAGAAGCCUUCAGGCUGGUCCUGUCGGUGCCUCACUGCUUCCUCCUUUUAGACCCCCGUCAUGGCCCGCCGGUACCAACUCCAGCACUGAGCUGUAUUUGACUGGUGCCCUGCCUUCUACUGCCACUUUCCCCUCUCCUGCCGCUCUGUCGUCGUACCAGCACCCUGGUGCCUACCCUUCCCGGAGUUACGCUACCAACCCGCCCUUGGCUCUCCAGGAUCCUGCCUUCAGCACUUCCACCAAUGGCCUGUUCUCUCACCACGACCCCCUCAUCCACCUCAAGUCCAGCCAGUCUCUGCUUCCCACCGCGCUGGCCUUCAAUCAUCUCUCCACCCCGGCUUUGGCUUCGGCUCUGCCCGUCCAGUCCUCGACCUACCGAUCGGCUCAGGAGUCGGCCCCCCACCUCCUACAACCCCAGUUCAGCCUGCUGCCCUCCUCUGCCCUGCCCGGCCCUCAACACCCCUACGGGGCCGCCGUUUUCUCCGGCUCCAUUGAGAGAGCUCUUCAGCGUGAAUGUAGUGUGAUCAAACACCACCAGAGGCCUUCCAGCAGCCACGACGCCUCGGAGCAAUUGGCCAAUGCAGAGCACCCCUUACAGGGGUACUUUGGCUCUGGCGGUGAAGCGGAUGUGUCCUACCAGCAGGACCCCUCCCGUCAGACCCCUCUGUCCUGCAGCCCUUCCCCGGGAGCCGAUUCCUCCCAAGGGGUCCAUCGGGCGCCACAACCCAACACCGACUCCGUACCUCGAGCGUAUUCCUCCACGUCUGUGCCAAAAGUGAAAGACUGCUCUUCCAAGGUGGCUCAACACCCGAUUGGGGAUGAGGAGGGUCAUGAGCACCCUCGAAAGCUGACUGGAGGGUCCCCCGACCAUUACUCCUCCCCAGGACAGAAGCAGAACUCGGUGAUUGCUAACCAGCAGUCAGGCCAGCUGUCCGGCCUGAUGUCCAGUAGUCUGUGUCAAACCUAUAUCCCCCCACAAGCCCAGUCACAGCCCCCCCAUUCGACCUCAGACAAACACUCUCCCCUUUACAAGACUCUACCUUCCCUCUCCAGCCAGUCUGACGUGUCAUCUGUUGGUCAGACUCUUGUUUACUCCUCCAGUCCCAGGAUGAGCCAUGAGCAGGAGAUCCAGUACGGAGCCCAGGUCCAGGGCUUGUGUCAGGGGAGUCUCUCAGAGAGCUACCCCACAUUGCACUCUCAGGGGGCCCCCAAUGUGACUUUCACAUCUCAAGCACAGGGGCACGGUUUGGUGACUCCGAGCUAUUCCACGGGACCAUCGCUCAUAUCCUCCUACCCGCUGACAUGCGUGCGGAGUCUCCCCACGUCAAGUUCCUCGCAGGACUACACCCUCAUGCAAGAGUCAGUGGGGGGUAAAACGCAUGACACGCUGUCCCAGCAGCAGACACAGACCCACAAAUAUGUUUUGUCCACACCGUUGCCUACCUACUCUUCACCCGCUCAAGCCUUACAGAAUAACGUCAGAUCCUCAAUACAGGACAUUAAGCCAACAUAUGAGAAACACAAACUCGUAGAGCUUCCUAUCCAGGACCUGGAUGCGCUCCAGCAGGCAUCAAUGGAAGACUCUGCUGCAGCUAGUAAUAUGUCUGCUCACAACAAUGUCAUCUAUGUAGUUUCAAAAAUGGACGAUAAUCACAAAACGCAAAGCGUUAUCCGAAGUUAUUCACGGUCUGACGACCAGCUGCUGGGACUAGUUCACACAAACGCGGAGCAGACAAAGGAUGAAAGGAUGGGUUCUCUGAGCCAUCAGCACAUCCAUCUAAGCAGUGCCAACGGCCAGGAAAACGCCAACACAAAAACUACAAACUCCAGUAUUAUUGCUACACAUGUACCACUUGACUCGGAGCAGCUCAAACAGCACCCGCUCCAGCUCAAAUCUCCAGAGCCGCAUCAUCAAAACCCCCAGAAUCACUCCCAGUCUCAGAGCCAGACCCCGGCGGCCCACCCCCAAUUCAUCACCAUCCCCAGCGCUCUUCUCGAACCCAACCAGAUGAUUGUACUCCAGCAGCCGCUUGUCCACCACAGUCAAAACCCCUCAAAGGUGGUGUCCGUUCAAGGUAUCCAACGGGGCCAAGAUCUGGGCCCUGUUCAUGUCCAGUAUCUUCAGAUGGGCCGCGAACUGCUGGGCCCCAGUGUCACUGAAACCCUCAGACAGCAGGGCCCCGCCGCGUCUGAGCAGGGCUCCGGAUGCCCUGAUAACUCCAAACACCACUACAGCCAGACGGCAAAUCAGCCACCAAACGAUGCCAAGAACCACUUUGCCCUCAACUCCAUUUGUUUCCCCGAUUCGAUGCUACUCGCAGAUGAGCGAAAUAUUCUGUCAAACGUGGACGACAUCCUGGCCGCCACGGUGGCGGCCUGCGGCGUCACACCGCAGGACUUUGUCAAAGCCACGUCCUCCGCCGAGGCGGAAAUGGCAGCGAUGGCGAGUCCCGUCGAUUCCAAAGGCCACUUCCAGACUGUGGAUAUAAGGCACGUGUCCCCUAGUUUCUCCGCGGCACAACAGGCCAUCAUGACCAACACCAUGACACUAAAUGAAGUUCAGAUGGCCACAGGCUGCCACGGUCAGCCCGUUCACCACGGUCCUUCUGAGCUGGACGCAAAUGGAGAUGGAGGAAGCUCUGAGAACGAUUACCACUUGGCAGGGCAGGCGUACGACCCGCCGGCUCUCGGAGUCAAAGGGAACGUAAAGGGUGUUAAAGGCGAGGGCGGCCUCGCGGAGUGCCACGGUGGUGAAGACUUUCCGAAAAAGAAGGCCCGCCCUAAAUCCUCGAUCAGACCCGGUGGGCCGGAGGAGGACUGUGGGCAGGUUAGACCGACCAAGCGCAGCGGGCAGGCAAAGCGGCAGAACUCCAGGGGCAGUGACGGCAGCUCGCCGUCCGCCUCCCAGGGGGUGUUUGAUGGCUGCCAGCAGGAGAGGAUCAGACAAAAGAUCCGAGAAGUCGAAGAGAAACAGCCAGAGGUCAAAACCGGCUUUAUUGGCUCCUUCCUCGACUUCAUCAAAUCGGGCCCCAAACAUCAAUACUCCCCGAGUCCCACGCGGACGAUUAAUCGCCCUAGAAAGCCCGGCACCACCGCCAAGCCACCGGCGUGUCCGCUGCCUCCUUUGCCUCCCAAGCUGCAGACUCUGCCCGGGCCCUUGAUUCCCCAGGAGAGCCAAGGAGUGAGCAUCCAACAGAAGCGUCUGGAUGAGGAUUUGCAGAAAAACCUGGAGACUCUGCCGUCGUUCAGCUCCGACGAAGAGGAGAACACUGGGAAGAACCAGGCCCUGAGGAACAGCAUCAGCUCGGCGCUUUCCGCUCUGGAUGAGUCUUCGGAUCGGAAAACCAGAGCAGAUAACCCAAUCCCCGGUUUGAUGAUGAAAACGGUCCAAGUUCCCAUCAUGCCUCUUGUCGUUACCAAUACCUGUUUGUCACGGUUCACCACACCUACACAGACGACAAGCGCCGUCUCAGCUGCGACCGUGUUCGUGGCCAAGGAGAAGUCCAAAGAGACCCCACCAGGCCAGACGGCCGUGCAGUUGACGAGUGUGGCCAUUGAGGGACUCACCGACGAGGAGCUGUCGGACAGCGGAGGCGAGGGGAUGUACAGGGAGAGAGACGAGUUUGUUGUCCGGAACGAAGACAUCGAAAACCUGAAGGUCACGAUGAGAGCAGGUAGUGAGCCUCCAGCCAUCUGGAAAGUCCAGAAGGCGCUGCUGCAGAAAUUUGUGCCCGAAGUGAGAGAUGGAAGGAGAGUCUUCUCAGCCACCAACAGCUAUCUUGGAUACUUUGGCGAUGCCAAGACCAUGUACCAGAGGGUGUAUGUGAAGUUCUUGGACACCGUAAACAAAAGGGAGUAUGUUCGUGUUUGCAGUCGGAAGCCGCGCUGCAAGCCCAUAAACUCGCUACGGGGUGUUCAGGUGAAAACAUUGCUGGGCUUGACAGCCGACCCCUCCUUAGUAUCCCAAAGCCAAAAGGCUCGGCCCAAACAACUCAAGCCCAGGGCAGAGCCCCCACCUAAGAAGAGGAGGAAAUGGAAGGAGGAGUUUUCCCCGCACGCCUCGGGAUCAUCUGCUGAAGAUGGAGAGUUAGAGCCCUCAGUGCCGUUCGCGUCGCGGUUGCUCAACACGAGGACCAUGAAGGAGACAUUCAGGAGCUUUGUGGAACUGCUCAUCAGCAUUGCCUUAGAUGAAGAUGUAAUGACAGCACUUGAGAGGGCAAACGAUGAGUUUCUGCUGCCACAGAUGAAAAGAGUGGAUGGGAUGAUCAGCGACAACAGGAAACGCCUGCUUCACAAACUGCACAUAGGGCAGGUCCUAAAGACGGCUCUCGACAGCUUCCCAGAGAUUGCCGUUGUGACCGAGCUUACGAAGGACGGGGAAACCCCGGCCUUUAAGGUGCGUCUCAGUGGGAAGGCCUACAACAAGAAAACUAUGAAGCCCUACAAGAUGCUGAACAAAGUGCCUCAGGAGUAUACAGUGGACCAGCAGAAAACUCAGUGGUUCUCCCUGUACCACUCUUUGCAGCAUUACAAGUACCACACGUUCCUUAUGUGCAAGGACGAGAUAGCAUCUAUGCGGGUGCAGUCAUUGGACGUGGGGCAGGAGGAGACGGUUCAGAAGUGUCUGCAGAACGGAACUUGGGUGGAGGGGCUCUUCGACCGCUUCGGAGAGCUGAUCAAUCAAGUGCAGCAGGCCUGCCGGUGAUCCAGCCCCCCACCGGGCUCGGCUUUUAAACAAAACUCAAAGCAAACCUUAAAACCAAAAAAUGCCAACACUUAAGGAUGCGUCCGGCUGAACGUGGCCGCUGAGGAGGAUGGAGGGAGCGUCUUCGUCCAGCCGCGGAGAGACUUGAAUCGGGGACCUGUCAGGACAAGACAUUUUGGGGGUCCGUGGCCUAAAGGGGGCAGCGGUUGGACAGCGAGACGGCAGUAAAGUUAAAUGUCACCACAUCUCAUCAGAAAGCAGCAGCGUGAUCGACAGAUGACAAGGACUUUGGUAUUGAGAGCGUUUUCUUUUUUUUUAUUGCUUCCACAUAAUGGUUGGCCUAGUCUUUGUAAAUAUUUUGUAGUUACAAGCCCACUUUUCGUUUAAUGUCAGAUUAUAACCAGUGUGUACGCACUAGAUAGAAAGUAAUCUGCAUGGGAUAUAGUGCACAGAGUUAGAUAGAUAUAUAGAUUUAUUGUAAAAACUAAAAAUAUGAAAAAAACCUUUAUAACCGUUUAUAUAUAUAUAUAUAUAAACCAUUGGAUAAUGUUUGUAAGACAUCCAUUUUUUAUGGAGCACAAACUUAUAUAUAUUGUACAUUUUGUAUAAAAGAACAGGAGGGGGAACUGCAGCAACUCUCUUCAGGGAGAGUUUAGUAAACUAUAUACUGGAUCUAUAUUGUUGUUUAACUUUUGUUCUUCAAACACACAUUUUCUUAUCAGAUGCAAAUCAGCGUUGUUCCAGUACUGCUUUUUAGGAAUUUAUCAAAUACUAUGACCUUGACUUACCUGAUGGUGAAAUGAAAUUAAAUAAGAGGGGUCUUUAUACUCCUUUACAGAUUUAGCCCACAUUUUAUGACAAAAAAUAUAUAAAUAUAUAUUUUUCACUUAAGUAAAUAUUGUUCAAAGACACUUUUUCAAGGUUUUUUCACAGUUUUCCAAAAUGGACUCUUUAUAUGUUAUCAAUUUUACACUUCAAAAACAAUGUUGUUUACAGAUGCGGUUUGUAAAUAAAGUGCGGCAUGUA